Psilocybe cubensis is the source of this 1476-nucleotide messenger RNA. RefSeq lists its product as uncharacterized. Gene Ontology annotation, molecular function: aspartate-semialdehyde dehydrogenase (NADP+) activity; NAD binding; NADP binding. Bases 1 to 1476 code for a protein of 491 amino acids. The record is from RefSeq and is a predicted model, not a curated record. Lineage: Eukaryota; Fungi; Basidiomycota; Agaricomycetes; Agaricales; Agrocybaceae. The transcript has 2 exons. Gene Ontology annotation, biological process: L-threonine biosynthetic process.
AUGUCGAUGUCGGACGCUGCGAGGACGACGACGACGAGGACACGAACGCCGCCUAAGCGCACCUUCUCGGAUGUCGAACUCGACCUCGACCAACUCGCCGAGUCAUUCGACGUCCCUCCCUCCACGUCCUCCUCCGCGUCAUCAGCCAUGGCCAUAGCCUCCUCCUCCGCAUCAGCCUCCUCCUCCUCCACGUUCGCGUCUCCCUGCCCUCCUCACCCCGCAACGAUCCUAAUUACUGACUCCCCCGCGUCCAGAUCCAAAGCGACACUACUACUCACCUCAAAGCAAAAGCCCAAACACCCGCACCCGCGCACAAGCAUGCAGCACCCCUCCUCGUCUGCGCCUAUCAAGGUAGGCGUGCUCGGCGCCACGGGCACCGUAGGCCAGCGCUUCCUCACGCUCCUCGCUGCGCACCCGUGGUUCGCUGUCGAUGCGCUCGGCGCGUCCCCGCGCUCCGCGGGGAAGAAGUAUAAAGAUGCGGUCAGUUGGAAGCAGAGCACGCCUAUCCCGCAGGGCGUUAGGGAUGUGGUUGUGCGAGAGUGUAGGCCGGAGAAUUUCGCGCAGUGUAAGAUUGUGUUUUCGGGGCUGGAUGCGGAUGUUGCUGGGGAGAUUGAGGAAGCGUUCCGCGCCGCGAAUCUGGCCGUCUUCUCCAACGCGAAGAAUUUCAGGAGGGACCCACACGUCCCGCUCAUCGUCCCGCUCGUGAACCCGCACCAUCUGUCGAUCAUCCCGCAGCAGCAGGCGCUGUUCUCGCCGGCGCUGACGUCCGGGUUCAUCGUGACCAACGCGAACUGCUCGACGACGGGGUACGUCAUCCCGCUCGCGGCGAUGGAGAAGGCGUUUGGCCCGCUUGAGUGUGUGAUGGUUACUACCCUCCAAGCGAUCUCGGGCGCGGGGUAUCCUGGUGUGCCGAGCCUUGAUAUCCUCGACAACGUCAUCCCGUAUAUAUCAGGCGAGGAGGAGAAGAUCGAGUGGGAGACGCUAAAGAUUCUAGGUGGGAUCAGCACGAAGGAGUCGGAGGUUACCAGCGCGGACGGGCAGCAGGUGGUGAAGAAGGAAGUGAAGACGUUCGACAUGCACGCCGCGCACCCGUUGCGCGUGUCGGCGUCGUGCAACCGCGUGCCAGUGAUCGACGGGCACACCGAGUGCGUGUCUGUGAGGUUCGCGAGGAGACCACCGCCGUCGCCGCAACAGGUCCGCGAGGCGCUCGCGGCGUACACGCCCGAGGCGCAGGCGCUCGGAUGCCCGUCGGCGCCGUGCAGGGCGAUUGUGGUGCAUGAGGAACCGGACAGGCCGCAGCCGCGCUUGGAUAGGUAUUAUCAGGACGGCGCGGGGGUGUCGGUGGGGAGGGUGAGGCAGUGUCAGGUGCUGGAUGUCAAGUUUGUGGUUUUGGCGAAUAAUGUGUCGAUUGGUGCUGCGACGAGUAGUAUUAUUAAUGCGGAGUAUGCGGUGUUGAAGAAUGUUGUGCAGUUGUGA